GAGAAGGAGCUCCAGCGCAGCCUCGAAGCUACAGCGGCGGCAUUUGCGGAAAAGAACACGAAGGAGAUGAUGACAACACGGCAAGAUGUACUGGAGCUGCGUGAGGAGCUCCAGGAAGUGGCUCGAACUGGGCGCGAGCGACUCGAGGAAGCUGUCGUGCGCCUGAAUGCGACAGCUCCUGCACGCGGUGACGCGAGCGUUGAGGUGAAGGCACGGGAAGAACUUUGGACCGACCUGGAUCAACUUCGAGGGGAGCUGCGGGUGGAAUCCGCCACGCGGAAAGAAGACGUCCAAGGUGUUCGCUCCAGCCUCGACCGCCUUCGGGAGCAGGUCGUCGGCUCGUCAAUGUUUAGUGUGCAGGAGCUCCAGAACGCCCUCAACUCUGAGCGCCUUGCGCGUGAACAGGGCGACCACCUGUGCCAAGAGGCCUUGCGUGAGCUCCGAGAGGACCACGGCGCCUCUGUGCAGGGCAGCCCCGCUGUUCACAGCAACGGGAAGGACCCUUCUUCCCCAUAUGCCGACAUCAAGCAGGUGCAGCCACUCCCCCGACCAGCCACGUCUGCGGUGCUUGGAGCCUGCCGCUCCCCUCCAAGCG
Molecule: messenger RNA, 595 nt
Organism: Symbiodinium necroappetens
Lineage: Eukaryota; Dinophyceae; Suessiales; Symbiodiniaceae
Source: the annotation of a GenBank genome assembly